Tupaia belangeri chinensis (Chinese tree shrew) is the source of this 4363-nucleotide messenger RNA. RefSeq names its product mitofusin 1 (gene MFN1). The record is from RefSeq and is a predicted model, not a curated record. Lineage: Eukaryota; Metazoa; Chordata; Mammalia; Scandentia; Tupaiidae. Gene Ontology annotation, biological process: mitochondrion localization; mitochondrial fusion. Gene Ontology annotation, molecular function: GTP binding; GTPase activity. Gene Ontology annotation, cellular component: mitochondrial outer membrane. The transcript is spliced from 17 exons. Bases 244 to 2469 code for a protein of 741 amino acids.
AGUGCAGGUCCCACCGGGACCCACCGACAGACGCCCUGGCGUUAGUGACGGCCGGCCCAGAGCAGCCUGCCGUGGUCUGGGUGAAAGCACCUCCCCGAACGAGGACCCAAACGCACUUGGGCACGCCGUUCAGUUCCUCCCACUGGGAAGUUGAAUGACACGGAGCGUGCUCCUGACUUGCAGGCGUUUGCCACCCAGUGUAGUGUGCGCCUUUCUAACUUCCAUUUCUCGGCCCAGAGCACCAUGGCAGCUACUGCUUCCCCGCUGAAGCACUUCGUGCUGGCCAAGAAGGCAAUCACGGCCAUCUUUGACCAGUUACUGGAGUUUGUUACCGAAGGAUCACAUUUUGUUGAAGCGACAUACAGGAAUCCAGAACUUGAUCGAAUAGCCACAGAAGAUGACCUGGUUGAAAUGCAGGGGUAUAAACACAAGCUUUCCAUCAUUGGGGAGGUGCUGUCUCGGAGACACAUGAAGGUGGCAUUUUUUGGCAGGACAAGCAGUGGAAAGAGCUCUGUCAUCAACGCCAUGCUAUGGGAUAAGGUUCUCCCUAGCGGGAUUGGCCACACAACCAAUUGCUUCCUGAGUGUUGAAGGGACGGAUGGAGACAAAGCCUAUCUUAUGACAGAAGGAUCAGAUGAAAAAAAGAGCGUAAAGACGGUUAAUCAGCUGGCUCACGCCCUUCACAUGGAUAAAGACCUGAAAGCUGGCUGUCUCGUGCAUGUGUUCUGGCCAAAGGCAAAGUGCGCCCUCUUGAGAGAUGACCUGGUCUUAGUAGACAGUCCAGGCACUGAUGUCACUACAGAGCUGGACAGCUGGAUUGACAAAUUUUGCUUAGACGCGGAUGUCUUUGUGUUGGUUGCAAACUCAGAGUCAACAUUGAUGAACACGGAAAAGCAUUUUUUUCACAAGGUGAAUGAGCGGCUUUCAAAGCCUAAUAUUUUUAUUCUGAAUAAUCGUUGGGAUGCCUCUGCGUCAGAGCCAGAAUAUAUGGAAGAUGUGCGGAGACAGCACAUGGAAAGGUGCCUCCAUUUCCUGGUGGAGGAGCUCAAAGUCGUGGGCCCCUCUGAAGCACGGAACCGUAUCUUCUUCGUUUCAGCCAAGGAAGUUCUUAGCGCCAGGAAGCACAGAGCGCAGGGCAUGCCAGAAGGCGGUGGGGCCCUUGCUGAAGGAUUUCAGGCGAGAUUACAGGAGUUUCAGAAUUUCGAACAAAUUUUUGAGGAGUGUAUCUCGCAGUCAGCAGUGAGAACAAAGUUUGAGCAGCACACUGUCAGAGCUAAACAGAUACUAGAUACUGUGAGGAGCAUAAUGGAUUCGGUAAACGUGGCUGCAGCGGAAAAAAGGGUUUAUUCACUAGAAGAGAGGGAAGACCAAGUUGAUAGACUAGACUUUAUCCGAAACCAGAUGAACCUUUUAACACUGGAUGUUAAGAAAAAAAUCAGGGAAGUUACUGAGGAGGUGGCAAACAAGGUUUCGUGUGCAAUGACAGAUGAAAUUUGCCGACUCUCUGUUUUGGUUGAUGAGUUUUGUUCUGAGUUUCAUCCUUCUCCAAGUGUGUUGAAAGUGUAUAAAAGUGAGCUGAAUAAGCACAUCGAAGACGGUAUGGGGAGGAACCUGGCUGACCGUUGCACCAGUGAGGUCAAUGCCUCGAUGCUUCAAUCCCAGCAGGAAAUUAUUGAAAAUUUGAAGCCAUUACUACCAGCUGGUGUACAGAAUAAACUAGACGCACUGAUUCCUUGCAAGAAAUUCGACCUCAGCUAUGACCUGAACUGCCACCAGCUGUGUUCGGAUUUUCAAGAGGACAUUGUGUUCCGUUUUUCCCUGGGCUGGUCUUCUCUCGUGCAUCGAUUCUUAGGCCCCACAAAUGCUCAAAGAAUGCUCCUAGGGUUAUCAGAGCCUAUCUUCCAGCUCCCUAGGUCUUUAGCUUCUACCCCCACGGCUCCCCCCCGUCCGGCAGCCCCUGACCGCGCGUCCCAGGAAGAGCUCAUGGUCACCGUAGUCACAGCACUGGCCUCUCUCACGUCGCGAACGUCCAUGGGUGUCAUCAUUGUUGGAGGAGUGAUUUGGAAAGCCGUCGGCUGGAAGCUCAUAUCUGCCUCGUUGAGUAUGUACGGAGCUUUGUACCUUUAUGAAAGGCUGACCUGGACCACCCGGGCCAAGGAGAGGGCCUUUAAGCAGCAGUUUGUGAACUAUGCGACCGAGAAGCUGCAGAUGAUCGUCAGCUUCACCAGUGCCAGCUGCAGCCACCAAGUGCAGCAAGAGAUGGCUACCACUUUUGCCCGCCUGUGCCAACAAGUUGAUGUUACUCAAAGACACCUAGAGGAGGACAUUGCUAGAUUGUCCAAGGAGAUAGAUCAGUUGGAGAAAAUACAAAACAGUUCAAAGCUCUUAAGAAAUAAAGCUGUUCACCUUGAAAAUGAGCUGGAGAGUUUCACUAAGCAGUUUCUACGCUCGAGUAAUGAAGACUCUUAAGAACUGGUUUGGCAGCCGUCAUAGGAGGCAAGGAGACUUGGAAGAUUGGGACAGUGGUUGUUCUCAUGGAAUGACUUUAAACGUGAAUUAUACUAGCUACCUAAAUGUUACGCAGACCCCUGCGCAGAUUCUGGUAGUGAUCUGUUUCAGGGUGUUCGCAUUUCUGAAGUGUUAUGUCCUUGGUUUUAGUUUUGGGUAAACUGGAGAAAAGGCUAUUUAAUGUGUUAAUUCGUUAAAAACCACAGAACCAACCGUGUGACCCCUGAGGGGUGGGGCCUCGUUUGUAAUGAGGGCUUUCUUUGUAUUUGAUUCAGAAAACUCUGCUUCCUGGUAUCCAGGAAUUAGAGGUUGAUCCUUUCAUCUUUCUCAGCUAAUUUUUGAUGCCUUCUUUCAUGGGAAGAGUCACUUUUCGUUUUUGUUUUAUAAACUGCAUUGCUCUGACCACCAGGGAGUGUGGGAUGUUCUUGAGUGUCAUUUAUGGAAGUUAUGGUCAUGCUUGCCAUCCUGCCAGGUAUGUAAACCACUAACAUUCUGGUUUUCCUCUUUUAUGUUCAUUAAAAUGGGUAUAAGACAAUAUGAAAGUUAGUUGUUAUAGUCACUUAUACAUGUAUUUGGGUCUAAAUUGUUUCCUGAUCUGUUCUUAAAGAAAUCUUCCCAGCUCUACUUGAGUCCUGGUUCCAGCAGGGAAGGCUUUCCCAUCUUGGCUGUAGGAGGGGAGUUUGAAGUGAUCAGAACAGCGGCAGCUGGGGUGCUCUGAACUUGGGGGACAGCGUGUUUGCAAACUGUCGGAAGGUGAUGCCCAGGGUUCCGCUGGCUUUUACACCUGUGUAACUUACGAAUUUGCUGGGGCUCUGUUAAAAAGCAUUACUGUAGAUUUUUAUUUAUGAGUUCAAGGAUUAUGUCUCCUUCUGUUUUAAAAACUCAUCAGAACUUACAUGGAUGGAAGCACACAGAAAGGACCCUUCUCAGGCCUCCCUAUGUGGAACGCAGGACCACCCGACCGCCUCGCUCACCCGCCGAUUGUGGUGCGCACGCCCGGGCGGGCCUCGGCCAGGGUGCUCCGUGCUUCCUCGGGGCGGUGACUGCAGGCUCUCUGCUCAGCACACACUAUUCCUUUUCUGUGCCUUUUAAGGUCCCUGGGUACCUUCCAGGCCUUUCAUAGCGGGUGCAGCUCUGUUUUUCCAGAUGAUUCAUGGAUAAAAAUAACACUAUUUAGGUGAUGGAAGCUUUUCAGAAAUAUAUUGUUACCAAAUUGGAUAUUAGGGUGCAGAAUUCAGGCGGCUUUUGAUGCCGUCUGUGGCCCUGACUGGGACAGUUGCCGGCCAGGAGUGUUAGGGCACAGCCAUGAUGUGUGGAACUGGUGCCUGCCAUGGGGCUGGCCUGCCACGGGGCUGGCGUUCCGGCUCCAGGCCGCAGCCUGUGCCGGCCGUGCGUGGGCUCCCACAGUCGUGCUGCUCUGGGGUCGGCAGUACAUCACCUCACACUUGUGGGGUGCGGAUUCUGGGCCCCAGCCACUCAUCGGGAUGGUGGGUUUGGGCAGCUGUCUCGUGCCCUGAGCCCUCCUGCUUGGUGCGUGAAGGUGUGGCAGACAGCAGAGAGGCACUGUCACCCCGUUCCAUCUCAGGUUUGGAUGUGGUUCUGCCCGAUCGAGUUUAACCUGUCCGGUUAUUGGGAACCGAACCCUAGCCCAGCUGUCAGAUCCGGGACGAGGGCACCUGUGACCGAGCUGUGGCCACGCAGGUGGGUCCGGACGCUGGACGCCGUUGGUUUGCUCGCGUACUUCACUGCUCUGUGCGUUUGCAGGGCCGUUCAUAAACUCUGUACCCUUGCACUUUUUACAGAACAUAAGUGUGCAAGCUUGCAAAAUAAAUAAAUCUGAUGGUUGAUAAAUGUA